AUGAUGAUUAAACCAAACCGAGCCUCGGAAAAUAGUAAGGGUGUAGGGGAUGGCAGGGAGAAGGAUGGGAGUUGUGCUGGCAAUUUCUCUAAGGGUUUAACGGUAGAGGAAUUAGAAAAAGAGGUUGUGAAAACAGAGGAGCAGAUUAAAAAGUGUGACAACAACCUGGAGAAAUUUAGAGCACAACGCAUGUUGGGAGGGAAGGACAUCAAGGAAAAGAUCCAAUUGGAGGAGGAUGUCAAACAUGCAUUUGCGGUGAGGCUUAAGAACCUCAUCGCAGAGGUACACGUUUUAAAGGAAGGGAAGGUGGAGGAGCAGCAGGAAAAAUUAGAGAGAGAAAAGAAAGCGGAGCAACUGAGGGAAAGGAGAAAAAAGGAAAGAGAGUCAAGAAUAAGAAAAGAGGAUGGCACAAAAGGGAAAGGUAGGACAAAAGGGCUGUCUGAUCGGAGCAGGUCCAGUGAGGAGAAUGAAGAGGACGAUGAUAGCUUCUUGGAUAGUGAGGAGGAAAAGGAGAAAUGGCAGGAGAGAGAGAAGCGCAGGAAGUUGUCCGACAUCAUUCCACGGGUCUCGCUGUCGAGGGUUGACCUGACAACUGUCGACCCCGAGAAAAGUGUGUACAGUGAGGAUCCGAAGAUUCAGAAAAGGAUGGAAAAGCUGGAAGAGAUGAAAAGGAAGAAGAAAGGGGAACAGAAAGGGGACAUGAUGGAGAGGUGGAAGGAGGUCACCAUCUCGAUCACUGAGUACGUGGCUCGGGACGAUGUUAAGAUCACCAAGCAGGCCUCGGGUCAGGUGAUGAGAAGAGUGCUGGACCUCCAACAAAUCGUGGUAGAAUUAAUAGGGGAGAAUAAGGAACUUACAGCAAGGUUGGAUGAAAAAGAAAAAGAAAAUGAACGGUUGUGGACGGAGAUAAGGAAAGGUGGCAGAAAUAGAAGAGACGAUUUGGAGGUAGCAGCAAGUGAGGAGGAGGCGAUGCAUUGGCAAGAAGAAACAACGGUCGAGGAAAGUAGGAAAAAGGCAAGGAAGACGUAUGCGGUGGUUGUACAGGGAAAAGGAAUUAAGGAACCGGAGGAACUGCAAAAGAAAUUAUGGGGGUUCACUAAAGAUUUGGACAUGAAUGUAGAGAGGGUGAGAAGGAUACGAGAUGGAAAGAUAAUUCUGGAAAUGGCCACGGAAAAAGACAAAAAGAGGAUACUAGAGGAGAGGAGGAUAAUGGAGUCGGGAAUGAAAGCAGAAGAAGUUAAGAAGUAUCGACCGUUGAUGAGGAUAGGAGGAGUAGAAAAGGAGAUGAAGGAUGAAGAGCUGCUAGAGGAGGUCUGGAGGAGGAAUUUCAAAGAACAGCUGACGGAAGAGGACUAUAAGAAGACAGUGAAGGUAAAAAUGAGAAUAGGAAGAAGGGAUGGAAAUGUAGUGAGUGUCAUCUUGGAGGUUGACCCGGGAAUGAGGGACCGUUUGGUGGAGAAAGGAAGGGUGUUUAUUGGGUGGAGAGCGCAUAGAGUUGAGAAGUUUGAGCAACCCAUGCGCUGCCUUAAAUGCUAUGGGUUUAGCCAUAAGGCAAAGGAUUGUAAGGAGAAAGAAAGGUGUGGCAAUUGCGGUGAAGAGGGUCAUAAGAGGAAAGAUUGUCAGGGAGAGGUGGGAUGUGCGGUCUGCAAAGGGAGAAAGAAGGAGGGAGGGCACAGCGUCUGGUCCGAGGUAUGCCCGGAGGCGAAGUGGAGAUUGGAGAGGUGGAGAGAAAGAACGUUGGAGUAA
Trichogramma pretiosum is the source of this 1746-nucleotide messenger RNA. RefSeq names its product trichohyalin-like. The record is from RefSeq and is a predicted model, not a curated record. Gene Ontology annotation, molecular function: zinc ion binding; nucleic acid binding. The transcript has a single exon. NCBI's taxonomy places the organism in Eukaryota, Metazoa, Arthropoda, Insecta, Hymenoptera, Trichogrammatidae. Bases 1 to 1746 code for a protein of 581 amino acids.